CUGCGGUAGGACAGAAUGGCUGCAGCUGCGGACUCGUUUUCCAGUGGUGGCUCAGCGGCCGUGCGGUUGCCGCGGUCGCCGCCGCUGAAGGUGCUGGCGGAGCAGCUGCGGCGCGACACAGAAGGUGGCCCGGGCGCGUGGCAGCUGUCGCGGGCGGCAGCGGGCCGCAGACCGCUGGAGCUGGUGGCCGUGUGGAUGCAAGGCACGGUGGUGGCAACGGGCGACGGAGAGGCCCGGCUGUGGGACCCGAGCGGGGCCUUCUCCGUGCGCGGCCUGGAGCGGGUGCCCCGCGGGCGGCCCUGCGUCACCCCAGGAAAGUAUGUGAUGGUAAUGGGAGUGGUGCUAGCCUGCAGCCCUGAACCGUGCCUUCUGGCGGUGAAGAUGACAGAUCUUUCUGAUAAUCCCAUCCAUGAAAGAAUGUGGGCACUGGAAGUGGAAGAUUUACACAGGAGUAUUCCGUAGAUGAUGUCAGAACUGUCCUUAAAAAUUUCUGAAAUUCAUGGAACAAGAUUUAGGUUCUUACAACUUCGUGGAUUUCAUGGACUUUGUUCAGUAUGCGUUUCUCAAAAGUUUCUCUGAGACCUUUGCUUUGGUGACCAAGGAGUCUAGAUGUAGGAGUUUUUAAUUCCUGGUUCUCCAGUUCACACAGCCUCCGCUGCCCCGCUGUGACUGUGCUUGCUGAUGAGAAGCAGAUUCUGUGUUUGUUUUCAUUUUUUUCCUGGUUUGUGUGUGUUAAUUCUCUCUCUGAAGCGCUCAGAAAUCUCAUGUUGCAUUUUCCAAAUUUUCUGAGUGAUGAUACUUUUUCCAUUACUGCUACAUGUCUGUUCUGAGGCAAAAUUUGAAUCUCAGUCAUUGCCUGUGGUGAUUAAAGUAUGGUUAUGGGCAGGAAUGACGACAUGGCUCCUUGUUGUCCUUGUCAACAACUGCCACAUCCAGUUUGCAAGUCAAAUGGCAUUUCCUAAUGCCAAGCGCAGCAGCCCUCAAGGACACAGCUCCCUUUCUGCUAUGGACGCUGCUCAGACACUUAAAGUCCAUUUCUCUCAGUAGGGAAGUUGACACCUUCUUUCUCUCAGAGAUGUUAAGCCGUUUUCAGAUUUUUUUAGAGAUAGAGUCUCACUUUAUUGCCCUUGGUGGAGUGCUAUGGCGUCACAGCUAACAGCAACCUCCAGCUCUUGGGCUUAGGCGAUUCUCUUGCCUCAGCCUCCCAAGUAGCUGGGAACACAGGCACCCGCCACAACACCCGGCUGUUUUUUUUGUUGCAGUUUGGCCGAGGCUGGGUUCGAACCCGCCACCCUUGGUAUAUGGGGCUGGCAUCCCACCCACUGAGCCAUAGGCGCCGCCCAGAUUUUCUUGAUAAAAUUAAAAAAUCAAGGUUGAGGGCGGCACCUGUGGCUCAAAGGGGUAGGGCACCGGCCCCAUAUGCCAGAGGUGGUGGGUUCAAACCCAGCCCUGGCCAAAAAGUGCAAAAAAAAAAAAAUCAAGGUUGAGAACAACUUUCAGGGCUUAGCUAAACUUCUACCUCAUAACUUUUGGCCAGAUACCACAAGGGAACAGCCUCCUGCUUGGAGCUCUUGCAUCUUUUUCUGUGGAAUGACUUUUUGUCAUGCUUCAUGGAAUGUUGGGUUUCUGCAGUCUGCCUUAUGCCUGAUUUUCCUUUAGAUUGUAAAUCUCUGAGUCAGAUCAUGUCCUGACAUUGCUGUACAGUUUUGCCUGGAUGAAUGAUAUUCCAACAAUUCUAAUAAAUUGUUUCAU
Messenger RNA from Nycticebus coucang (slow loris), 1752 nucleotides. RefSeq names its product RecQ mediated genome instability 2 (gene RMI2). Bases 16 to 462 code for a protein of 148 amino acids. Gene Ontology annotation, cellular component: nuclear speck; cytosol. The transcript has 2 exons. Gene Ontology annotation, biological process: DNA repair; negative regulation of double-strand break repair via homologous recombination; regulation of sister chromatid segregation. The record is from RefSeq and is a predicted model, not a curated record. NCBI's taxonomy places the organism in Eukaryota, Metazoa, Chordata, Mammalia, Primates, Lorisidae.